Molecule: messenger RNA, 2732 nt
Organism: Brassicogethes aeneus
Lineage: Eukaryota; Metazoa; Arthropoda; Insecta; Coleoptera; Nitidulidae
Source: the annotation of a GenBank genome assembly
AUACAACUCCGUGAUUUAUUAUGUAAUGAGCGAAAGUUUCGCUGCGAAACUGGCAAUAUUAAAAUUUCUCCCUGUAUAUAAAACGGCUAACUUCACGGUGGAUGGGCUUGCCAAGUUGUCAACUUUUUGACCAAUCAGGAAUGGCCGCUACGAAAAUCAAGUAACCUCUACCGUGUGUGUGCGUGUCAUGUUUUUGGUUGUCAAAAAUGGUUCAAGCCGGGUCGAAAAAAACACAAGUCCCAAAAUUAAGUAGCAAAACUGGAAUAAGUAGUUUAAUUAUUUUCGUGGUUCUCCUAUUAGCAUGGAUUGUCGGCUUUUCGUCGCGUUUAUUUGCUGUCAUUAGGUUUGAAAGUAUCAUUCAUGAAUUUGAUCCAUGGUUCAAUUACAGAGCCACUGCUUAUAUGGUUAAGCAUGGAUUUUACAAUUUCUUAAAUUGGUUUGAUGAACGAGCAUGGUACCCAUUAGGAAGAAUCGUAGGGGGUACUGUGUACCCCGGCCUUAUGUUAACAUCAGGCAGCAUUCACUAUUUUCUGCAUUUGCUGCAUAUAAAUGUCCAUAUUCGUGAUAUAUGUGUAUUUUUAGCUCCUGUAUUUAGUGGUUUAACAGCAAUUUCCACUUAUUUCUUAACUAAAGAACUGUGGUCUGCUGGUGCUGGACUUUUCGCUGCUUGUUUUAUUGCAAUUGUUCCUGGCUAUAUUAGUAGAUCAGUUGCAGGAAGCUAUGACAAUGAAGGCAUUGCAAUUUUCGCAUUGCAAUUUACCUAUUUCUUAUGGAUAAAAUCAGUUAAGACUGGCUCAGUUUUCUGGGCAAUUACUGCUGCACUUUCCUACUUUUAUAUGGUAUCAGCAUGGGGAGGAUAUGUAUUUAUAAUAAAUUUAAUUCCGCUUCAUGUAUUUGUUCUACUUUUAAUGGGCAGAUUUUCAAACCGUCUAUUUACAAGUUACACCACAUUCUACAUUAUAGGUUUGAUUUGUUCUAUGCAAAUUCCAUUUGUGGGUUUCCAACCAAUUAGAACAAGUGAGCACAUGGCUGCCUCUGGUGUAUUUGUAUUAUUAUUUGCCGUGGGAGCCCUGAAAUAUCUACAAAGCAUGCUCUCUAAAUCUGAAUUCAAAUCAGUCGUUAUUUAUGGUGGUCUUAUUGCUGCUGCUUUGGUAUUUUUGACAGUUGUGUUGCUUACAUAUGCUGGCUAUAUUGCUCCAUGGAGUGGAAGAUUUUACUCCCUCUGGGAUACAGGUUAUGCCAAAAUCCACAUACCCAUCAUUGCUUCAGUAUCCGAGCAUCAACCCACCACUUGGUUCUCUUUUUUCUUUGAUUUGCACAUUUUAGCUGCUACUUUUCCUGCUGGCCUUUGGUAUUGCAUUAAAAAUGUUAAUGAUGAAAGAGUUUUUGUAAUUUUGUAUUCCAUAAGUGCUGUGUAUUUUGCCGGUGUCAUGGUUAGAUUAAUGCUUACCCUUACUCCAGUCGUUUGUAUAUUAAGUGGUAUUGCAUUCUCUGGCCUUUUGGAACUAUUUUUAAGAGAAGAUGACAAUGUUAGACCUGAAGAACAAGAAGAUGAAGAUCAAAACACACCCAACAAGAGACAACUGUAUGAUAAGGCUGGUGCAGGCGGACGUCUGCCCAAAAUUAAGCACGACCAAUCAAAAGAAUCUGACGGCAUCGGUCAAAAUAUUCGUAGCAUCGUUACCAUAGUUAUAAUGUUACUUUUGAUGCUGUUUGCUGUCCAUUGCACCUGGGUGACAGGAAACGCCUAUUCCAGCCCAAGUAUUGUACUCGCGUCUUACGGAAGCGACGGUAGCCGACAAAUUUUGGACGAUUUCAGAGAAGCCUACUUCUGGUUGUCCCAAAAUACAGCUGAUGAUGCUAGAGUAAUGAGCUGGUGGGAUUAUGGUUAUCAAAUAGCCGGCAUGGCGAACCGUACAACGUUGGUGGACAACAAUACUUGGAACAACAGUCACAUAGCUUUGGUAGGUAAGGCGAUGUCGUCCAAUGAAACUGCAGCGUAUGACAUCAUGACAGCUCUGGACGUCGACUACGUACUUGUCAUUUUCGGCGGAGUAAUCGGUUACUCUGGAGACGAUAUCAACAAGUUCUUGUGGAUGGUCAGGAUUGCUGAAGGAGAACAUCCCAAGGAUAUUAGAGAAAGUGACUACUUUACUGAACACGGAGAAUUCAGAGUAGAUGCUGAGGGUUCACCAACUUUACUUAAUUCUCUAAUGUACAAAUUGAGUUAUUACCGUUUUGGCGAGUUAAAGUUAGAUUACCGCACGCCCGCUGGCUACGAUCGUACGAGAAACGCUGUGAUUGGCAACAAAGAUUUUUCAUUGACUUACCUUGAGGAGGCUUACACCACUGAACACUGGCUUGUCAGAGUAUACAAGGUUAAGAAACCAGAUGAGUUCAACAGACCAAGAAUACCAGUUGCCAAUAGGGUCAUUAAGUCGCCUAACUUUAUUUCUAAAAAGAGCAACAAACGCAAAAAGGGUACAAUCAAGAACAAGCCAGUUGUGGUAAAGGGAAAGAGACUUUCAAAAAAUCAAUAGAAAAACAAGUGUUAGAUAAUUUUUUUUAUUGUUGUUAAAAACUGUUUUACCACAAUUUGUGUUGUGUGAAAGUUAUAAAAUAUUUAAGUUGACAUGUAUGUAUUUAUUUACUUCACUAUCGGAGUAUUUUUAAAAUCAUUAUUUCACCUUGUGAUAACUGCAAAAAAAUGCCAAUAAAACUUUUGCACUAGA